CACUGUAGAAAGUGUAAGAAUCCGUAUUUACAUGUCCUGAUAUCAUGGUACAUGGUCUUUCUGAACAUGUUGGGGAAGGAGAGGGUGGGUCCCUGCAAUUUAUUGAGGUGGCUUCCCCAUUUCAUGUUCUAACCACCCUCCUAAAGUCUCAGACUUCAUGGAGCUGACUGGUUUCAAGUGUAGGGAAACUGCACUGUCUUUACCACAAAGUUUUAGGGGACUGUAACUGCAUCACAAAGUUGGGGUAGCACACUGUUAGAGG
Molecule: messenger RNA, 262 nt
Organism: Geodia barretti
Lineage: Eukaryota; Metazoa; Porifera; Demospongiae; Tetractinellida; Geodiidae
Source: the annotation of a GenBank genome assembly